Molecule: messenger RNA, 482 nt
Organism: Eruca vesicaria subsp. sativa (arugula)
Lineage: Eukaryota; Viridiplantae; Streptophyta; Magnoliopsida; Brassicales; Brassicaceae
Source: the annotation of a GenBank genome assembly
AUGGCGUCGAACAGUAUCGUCCGUUUGAUCGCACCGAGCAGAUCCGUCUCCUCUAGAUUCCUCGAGCCUGUAUCACGCUUCUUAACCUCCGUUUCUCCUCCUCCGCAGUCUCCAUCUCCGGAUGAAGAUCAGGUUGUGAAGCCAGAUGAGAAGCUUCAAGAGAAUCUGCCCAAAGAAGAGGAAGAUCAAGAAGGUGGAGGUGGAGAGUUUGUUAAUGAAGAUACCGGUGAGAUCGGAGGACCUAGAGGUCCUGAACCGACUCGGUACGGUGAUUGGGAACAACGUGGUCGUUGCUCCGACUUCUGAGACGAGUUUUCUAUGUACUUUUUCGUCAUUUUUAUUACAGAGGAAAUAAAAAUUCACUUUUAUAAGUUUAUGUAAUUUGCAAACAAUGGAGAACAUAGAAGUAAACUGUUGUAAUAUGAUUCGUUGUGUGCUAAUGAAUCUUUAAUUAUUUGAAUAUAUUUGCAAGAAAUUAAUUU